Daldinia vernicosa is the source of this 1253-nucleotide messenger RNA. RefSeq lists its product as uncharacterized. The record is from RefSeq and is a predicted model, not a curated record. The transcript has 3 exons. NCBI's taxonomy places the organism in Eukaryota, Fungi, Ascomycota, Sordariomycetes, Xylariales, Hypoxylaceae. The coding region runs from base 421 to 1119 and encodes 232 amino acids.
UCUUGACAUUCAACUGCCGAACCUAUUCCUUCUUGGGUUUAGGGACGGUUCGGAACUCCCUUUGGGAACAGGGUGAAGGGGCAUCACAACUCUACCCCUAAGACGCUUUGAAGAUUCUGCUACGCUGAGAUUGCGUCGCAGUUAUCGACACAGCCCUAGCUAGUAUUACUGCGUGAUAUGCGUUCAUGGGUAGCCCGCUAUAUAUCCUCACGGUAAGCCCACCGGCUCGGGGACCGAGUCCUAGGUAUCUCUUACUUUCUAGUCGAAUUUUUAUUUCCCUUCCACUCUCUUUCGAACCUCCUAGUGAGCAGACAGCCGUUGAGCGGUUCUUUAUCAUACGGUUUAAUCUAUAAUACACGAGUUUCGUUUUCUUGUCGGUCAUUAUCUCGUAACGUCCUCACCGGUUCUUCAGUAAUAACUAUGUUAUUCUUCACUAGUUCCAUCCUCCUCGCUGCAGUUGCUAGUGCGCGACCAUCUCGGAUAUUGUAUAGGAACGCGCCGGUUGACGUUGGGGGGUUCAAGAUUCUAGCAACUAGCAAGAUUAUUCCUGUUGUCGUUGGUGGACCACAAGAUACCUUCGUGCCUAAUACUGUGAAGGCAUCCGUUGGCGAUGUCAUACAGUUCCAGUUCAGCAACGGCAACCACACCGUAACCCAGAGUGCCCAGAAUGCUCCGUGUACACCUCUUCAAGGCGGCAUCCACAGCGGACAUAUUCCAUUCCAAGAUGGUCAAACCACCGUUGGCACGUUCAAUAUGCCUGUGACAAACACCGACGCUUUAUUCCUAUACUGUGCUACGGGACCCCAUUGUCAAGAAGGACAGGUCAUGGUUGUCAAUCCUGCUGAUGACCAGCAGAUCGUCGACUAUGCUAAGGGGUCGCAAUCGACAACAGCUAGUGUCGACGGUACCACGGUAACAGGCGGGACAGUCGCUUCCAUUCCCCUUGCUAACGCUGCUUUCGUUCCCGCCGCUGCGCAGGCAGCAGCACCCCCAGCCGCUGCUGCUCCCGCAGUUUCUGCUGCACCUGCACAAUCAUCUGCUGCCACUUCUGCCCCUGGGACAACCACAACCACUAUUACCGUACCAGCGGCGACUGCUUCUGCAGCUCCCGCAGCCUAAUCGCGCUAAUCGAAGCCGGUCGGUUGGGAUAUCAAGAGGGUGGGACGGCGUUUUGAUCGUAUAUACUUGGGUUGGGCAAUAGGUGGACAUGUAGAUUACCUAGGUACCUAGGUAUAUUAUCUUGGUGAAUUGAC